ACGUCAAGGAAAUCCCGGAAAUACUAAUAAGAAAGUGCAUUUGCGGACCAUUUCUGAGCUUCUUACGGUAACUUUUUGAUUCCAGUUCUGUUUGACACUUAGAGGAUGGCCACCGCGCCUCAGUCCUCACUUCAUAUGAGAUCGACUGAUCUCAUCAAGAGGGAGCCCCUGGACUAUGGUGGAUUUGGAGAGGUUUACUUGUGCUACCAUGUAACCCUUGGUGUUGUGGUGUUGAAGACGAUGUAUACAGGUCUUCUUCGCAAUGAAGAUAGCAAAAGAUCACUGCUGGAGGAGGGAAACAUCAUGGCAAGCCUGAACCAUGAGCGUGUGGUUAAGUUGCUAGGUGUGAUUAUGGAGGAUAGAGACUGCUCUCUUGUCAUGGAACUCCUUCCCCGAGGCAACCUGUUGGCCAUGCUGGAGAGAGUCAGUGUCCCAAUGUCCGUUAAGGGAAGAAUUAUCCUAGAGAUUUUGGAAGGGAUGGUUUACCUCACAGAAAGGCGUGUCAUACACAAGGACAUCAAGCCAGAAAACAUUUUAGUGGAUAAGGAUUUUCAUAUCAAGAUUGCAGACCUUGGCCUGGCCACCUGCCAGACAUGGAGCAGGCUCACAAAGGAGGAGUCCCGCAGGAAGAGUUGUAGUGGGCGGUCAGCUGGGAUGAGAGGUGCUGGCACACUAAGCUACAUGGCCCCGGAGCACCUUGAGAGUAUCCAUACAUCAUCUUCAGAAAAGUCUGACGUGUACAGUUUUGCAAUCGUUGUUUGGGUCAUUCUCACUGGGCAAGAACCAUAUGCAAAUGCCAGGAGUGAAGACCAAAUGAUCCAGUGUGUUCGCAACGGUGACCGACCGUCAGAGGACCUCAUUCCAGCGAACACGCCUGCAGAGAUAAUUCAGCUGAUGAAGAGAUGCUGGGACCAAAAUCCGCAGCAACGGCCAACUUUUAAAGAGGCUUACAAAAGUUUCCACCCUUUCUACUUGGAAAAGCUUGAACCACAUCUGGAAAAAGAUUUAUACUAUCUAAGGCAGAAAGACUACGAAGGCCCAGACGAACUUGUUGAAAAGAUGAAAUCGUUGUCAGUGACCCAUCAAUGUUUUUCGACAAGUGAGCACGAUUCUCCAGCUCCUUUGGUGAGUUCAGAUAGAAGUGUAUCUAUGCCAGUUGAAGCCAGUAUUGAGGACCUGCAUGAUGUCCAGUAUGAGCCAUUUGGGGAGUCGAUACAGACAGAUGCACAGAUACUUCAAAGUCCUUCGGAGUUGGAGGAGAAACUGGAACAAGAACUCCAGUACCACAAACAUGGGAGCUAUAAUUGCAAUGUCCAUCCUGAGGCUGCCAACUCCUAUCAUAACAACACCUCCAAUCCUUUCCUGCAAAACCGUUGUGAUGCCUUAGAUCACUCUCAGAGGCAGCCAGUACGAGACGGAUCCUCUGUCCAUUCCUGGACAAAAGCUGAGCCUGUGCAGCCCAGCUGCCAGGAUGAAGAUCCGUAUCGCCCCACCUCAAGGCUAUAUGACUCCAUGUGCACCUCAACCUCUCCCUCCCAUAUGCAUACGUCUGCCAGCACAUCUUCUUUGCCACCGUUUAACCAGCAACAUCCACUUUCCCACUUUCCCCGCCAGCAGUCCUGGCCAGCUAACCCGGUGUCCGAUAUCUUUGCCCCUGAUUUAAAUUCUCAGUGCUAUUUGACCACUUCAAAGAGUGCCCCACUACAGGAUCAAGGGUCUCUUUUCAUUCAGAAUGCCAGAGGGAUCCAGAUCGGAAACAACAAUACGAUGAGUAUCAGAGGUUAUGACACCCCUCCUAGCUCAUUGUGUCCAUCUUCUAAUGGCCCCAUACAAGAAGGAAUUCUUAAAUAUGAAGACCAUGCUGUUACAGAAGAGCACCUGGAUCUGCUGAGGGACAACAUUGGGAAUAAAUGGAAACGCUGUGCCCGCGGCCUGGGUCUGACUAGUGUGGAAAUAGAAACCAUAGAACAUGACUACCAACGUGACGGCCUGCCUGAGAUGGUGCACCAGAUGCUGGAGCGCUGGAAGAUGAAGGAGGGAUGUAUUGGACGCACAAUUGGGAAGCUUUGUAAAGCUCUGGAAGGAAACAUAAAGGUAGACGUCAUCCAGAAAAUACUGGACAUGUGCAGUUCAUCCCAUAUGGCAUAAACUUUUGAAACACAGCAGAUUUGCCUUUUUUUUCUUUUUUUUUUUACUUUUGACCACAUUUAUUUGAACUGUUCUCAAGCCUGAGAGGCUCGUCUCAACCCAAACUCACAAAACAACAGAAAAUAGGAGGUUUGGUUUUAUGUGCAGUGACUUUGCAAAUAUGGGGCUGAUGGUAAAAUACUACAGUAAAACUGGUCUCAAUAUUUUUAAAAAGAGAACUCACAAAAUUAAUUUAAACAUGAUUUGAAUUGGGGAAUAUUUUUUUUUAUUUACACUUAUGAUGUAUAUGUAAGUGAGUUCCAUCUGACAGUCACUUAAAAGAAAUAAAUCAAAAUAACAUUGUUAUUAUUAUUGCUACAAAUCUAGGACCUAUUUUCAAAUGUCUGCUUGACUUUUUCUCCCAUUUCUGUCAUGAUUAGCAGAAGAUGUACAUUUAUUCUGCUCACUUUGUAAUUAUAAUAUGCUGAUGAUCAUCAUACUGUGGAGUCAAAGCCAAGAUUUUGUAAAACAGAUACUUUCAGAAAGUAUUUUGUACAAUUUUUUUUUUAUUUUUGUUUGUUUUUGUUUUUUUUCUUGUGGAAAUUUUAUUGUUUGAUAGCAUUAUGAAGAUCAACUAUGUUCAUAGUUACUUCCAUUUUUACAGAAUAAUGAACAUGUAUUCAGAACCAAUCAAAUGAUGUGUGGUAAAUACUUAUUCCAACACAAUGACCCCAGACAUAACAAUGGUGAGGCCAGUGAGCCUUAAGAAAAGUUGCAAACAUUAGUGAAGUUAUAAGAAAGAAUGAGAUGUAAACUGUACUAAAGCAUUCAAAUAUCGCCCCAUAAUAUUCCUGUAACACACGUGCAGUCAUGAGGAAAGUUUUCUUCACGUUCUAGGGUUGCUGCAUAUUAUAUACUACCAUGAAUGUAAUUUCCACAAAAGACAGUAAAAUAAAAAGAUGAAUGUAUUUCUUAUUAACUGUUUGUUUCGAUGUUCAAAGCUGGACCUACUGUAAUAAUGUCUCAUUACUGUUUAAUUAGCUGUUGUUGCUGUACCAUACCAAGCAUUUUGGAUUAUGAGCUACUUUUCUCAGCAGCUGAGAAUUUUAUUAUCCUUAAAAUGUGCUCACUUCCUCUUUAAGUCAGUAUUGAAUUUAAUGACGUUGGUCUUGAGGUUGUUUGUGCUGCAUAAUAUCUGUGAUCUUCUGGAAUGUCAAACCACAUUAGUAAUAAAUGAUUUGUAUUUGUUUCUAAAA
Messenger RNA from Melanotaenia boesemani (Boeseman's rainbowfish), 3383 nucleotides. It is a transcript of the gene ripk1l, whose product is annotated as receptor (TNFRSF)-interacting serine-threonine kinase 1, like. The coding region runs from base 106 to 2148 and encodes 680 amino acids. The transcript has 11 exons. Lineage: Eukaryota; Metazoa; Chordata; Actinopteri; Atheriniformes; Melanotaeniidae. Gene Ontology annotation, molecular function: JUN kinase kinase kinase activity; ATP binding; protein binding. The record is from RefSeq and is a predicted model, not a curated record. Gene Ontology annotation, biological process: signal transduction; protein phosphorylation.